AUGCCGCUGCCUCCCGCAUCUCUCUACCAUGCCCACCCAUCGCGCACGUCCGCCGACUGCAACCCCCACCACGGCACAUCGCCCUGCUCUGCACGGGCGCUCCCCGGCCCUUGUUCGCCGGCCACCAUCUCCCACCGCUUUGUGGCGCAGGCAGUCGAGGAUUCCCAAGAGGCCUCUGGAGGUACCAAGGCUCUGUGCUCCCGCCUGCUGCUGCACGCUCCGAUUCCGCCCCUCGCUACGUGUGCCGCACGCUGGCGCCCAUGCAGCCUUCCGGCCGACCGUUGCUCCUACACCUCGACGAUCGCGCCUCGAGGCUCUCAGCCACCCUCUUCCACCACUCUCUGCAAUGCGCCAGCCCCAGCGGUGCUCAUUCCGCCCAUUUGGAGGCCUGUGGGAACCGAGCCAAUGCGUAAGCGUCACGGCGCGUCCAUCUGCCUGUGCUCGACUCUCGUGCCGACACUCCUCGACCUCCGCCCCUCUCGCGCCCGGUACCGGCAGCCGCCCCGUCGCCACCACCUCAAGACCAGAGGUCGAGCAACCGCGCACUCGGCACGAUGGGUUCGACACGUUAAUGCGUACGGCAAGGCCGCGACAGGAAGUUCCUCACGCGAUGCGCAGGCCGCCUCAAUGCGUGCAAGAGCUAACGCAGACGAGGUUCCUCCGACGAGGUUCCUCCAUCCGGCGCUGCGUGAACUCUUCAACGAGACGAUCGCGAUCCACCCGACGGCCUUUGAGGACACGGAUCCGGACACGAAUGAACUGGUGUUCAUCGGGAGCAAGACGGAGAUGGCACUGCUCAAGUUCGCGAAGGAGCUCGGCUGGGCGGACUACAAGAAGACGCGCGAGGCCGCGGACAUCGUGCAGAUGGUCCCAUUCUCGAGCUCGCGCAAGGCGAUGGGCGCCGUCGUCAAGCUGGGCGACGGCAGGUGCCGCUUGUACCUCAAGGGCGCGAGCGAGAUCCUCGCGUGCAAUGAGCCGGCCGGUGUCGAGACGAGGGAGAUCGACGACCUGGCGAGGGACAAUGUGUCGCGGGCGACCAUCUUCUAUGCGAACCAGAUGCUGAGAGCGAUCACGCUGUGUUAUCGUGACUUCGAAUCCUGGCCGCCUGCAGGUGCGUCGUACACUGCAGAUGACGAGGUCGAGUAUGAAGAUUUGGCCCGGGAUCUGACCCUCAUCGCGAUCACGGGGAUCGAGGACCCUCUGCGAGAAGGCGUCCGUGAAGCUGUCGCGAACUGCUUCAAGGCCGGUGUUACUGUGAAAAUCAUCUUCUCUGAGGGCGGCCCCAUCAUGGAGGGCCCUGUGUUCCGGAAACUAAACGACCAAGAGCUCCUGGAAGCUGUCCCUCGCUUGCAACUGCUCGUUGAGAAGCUGCGUGAGCUCGGCGAGAUCGUCGGUGUCACUGGCGAUGGUACGAACGACGGGCCUGCCCUCAAGACCGCGGACGUCGGCUUCUCUAUGGGUAUCACGGGCACGGAAGCUGCGAAGGAGGCGUCCGACAUUAUCCUCAUGGACGACAACUUGGCGUUGAUUGUGAAGGCGAUCAUCUGGGGUGGCUGCAUGAACGACGUGGUGCACAAGUUCUUGCAGCUCUCGACGAACGUCAGGCCAUCGUGGUGGCUUUUGUUUCGGCCGUUGCAUCGGCGUCGGAGUGGUCUGCUCUCGGCGGUGCAGCUGUUGUGGAUUGACAUCAUCAUGGACACGUUCGCAGUGCUCGCUCUGGCUACGGACCCUGCAUCUCCCGUGCUCUUGGACCGCUCUCUCCACCGCUCGGAUACCCUCUCUGUCAACCACUCCUACCUGCAUUCGCAAUCCUCGCGACACUUCGGUCUCGCCUCGUCCAUGACAUCGCUGUACUCACGCCAUGAAAGGGACCACGAACGGGAUCGUGAGGAAGCAAGGACGCAACCGACGUUGCCGCCGUCCGGCCACUUGGGAUUGCCUCCGACCCCGCUGUACAUCGCCAGGCUGCCCGGUGUAUCCGUUGGCGAUGGCGAUGGCGCUUCCGAGAUGGAGCGAGACCGCGUCUCACGGCCCAAGGGAUCCCGUGCACCGAGCCCCGCCGGACGGGUGCCGCAGAGCAACUACCGUUCGACAGACCACAGUAGCUCGCUGAGCAACACACCGCCCCUGAACGGCGUCACAAACGGCGCUGCCAGAGGAUCCCGAGAGGCUCUGACGCAUCGCAGGCAAGCGGUGGUGGCCCACGCUUCCGAGGACAUGGGUGCCGAUGCUGACGCUGGCGCCGACGCGGAGGUCGGUGCAGAUGCUAACGCGGAUGCCGACCUGCUCGACGCGGUUGACGCGGCCGAGGCCAACAACUUCUAA
Molecule: messenger RNA, 2325 nt
Organism: Rhodofomes roseus
Lineage: Eukaryota; Fungi; Basidiomycota; Agaricomycetes; Polyporales; Fomitopsidaceae
Exons: 6
Coding region: 1-2325 (774 amino acids)
Biological process (GO): intracellular calcium ion homeostasis
Cellular component (GO): intracellular membrane-bounded organelle; membrane
Molecular function (GO): ATP binding; ATP hydrolysis activity; P-type calcium transporter activity
Source: RefSeq, a predicted model, not a curated record